Messenger RNA from Equus caballus (horse), 4745 nucleotides. RefSeq names its product aldehyde oxidase. Lineage: Eukaryota; Metazoa; Chordata; Mammalia; Perissodactyla; Equidae. Gene Ontology annotation, molecular function: NAD binding; FAD binding; aldehyde oxidase activity. The record is from RefSeq and is a predicted model, not a curated record.
CGUGCGGGAAGGGCGCCCCCGGCUUGGCGCUGCGGGGACGCGGGCUCCGGGCCGCACUCUCCUCGCGGCCUCCGUGCACUGCGGGCGCCGGCAGACCGCUCUCGCUGCCCGGUCCGCGCCCCGCGCCCCGGAUCCGGCGCCGCCAUGGACGGGGCGGCCGAGCUGGUCUUCUGCGUGAACGGCCGCAAGCCUGGAAGGUUUCUGCUGAGAAAUCUACUGGAAGCCCGAUAGAGAUUCCUUUGUGAUAGAAAAAAAUGUUGAUCCUGAAACAAUGCUGUUACCAUACCUGAGGAAGAAGCUCCAGCUCACGGGAACCAAGUAUGGCUGUGGAGGGGGCGGCUGUGGCGCCUGCACUGUGAUGAUCUCACGAUAUAACCCCAUUACCAAGAGGAUAAGACAUUAUCCAGCCAAUGCCUGUCUGCUCCCCAUCUGUUCUCUGCACGGUGCUGCUGUCACCACAGUAGAAGGUGUAGGAAGCACCAAGGCCAGGAUUCAUCCUGUUCAGGAGAGGGUCGCCAAGUGUCACGGCACACAGUGUGGCUUCUGCACCCCUGGGAUGGUGAUGUCCAUCUACACCCUGCUCAGGAACCAUCCAGAGCCCACUCUGGAUCAGUUAACUGAUGCCCUUGGUGGUAACCUGUGCCGUUGCACUGGAUACAGGCCCAUAAUUGAUGCGUGCAAGACUUUCUGUAAAACUUCUGGCUGCUGUCAAAGUAAAGAAAAUGGGGUUUGCUGUUUGGAUCAAGGAAUAAAUGAAUUACCAGAGUUUGAGGAAGGAAAUAAGACAAGUCCUAAACUCUUCUCAGAAGAGGAGUUUCUGCCAUUGGAUCCAACUCAGGAGCUGAUAUUUCCUCCAGAGCUAAUGAUAAUGGCUGAGAAACAACCACAAAGGACCAGGGUUUUUGUUGGUGACAGAAUGACAUGGAUUUCUCCAGUGACCCUGAAGGAACUUCUAGAAGCUAAAGUCAAGUAUCCGCAGGCCCCUAUUGUCAUGGGGAACACCUCUGUGGGGCCUGAAGUAAGAUUUAAAGGCACCUUUCACCCAGUUAUAAUUUCUCCUGAUUGUAUUGAAGAACUGAGCGUUGUAAACCAUGCAGAUGAUGGGCUGACCUUAGGUGCCGGCCUCAGCCUGGCUCAGGUGAAGGAGAUCCUGGCUGAAGUGAUCCAGAAGCUUCCAGAGGAGAAGACACAGACGUACCAUGCUGUCUGGAAGCAUUUGGGAACUCUGGCCGGAUGCCAGAUCAGGAACAUGGCUUCUUUAGGGGGCCACAUCGUGAGCAGGCAUCUGGAUUCAGAUCUGAAUCCCCUCCUGGCUGUGGGCAACUGUACGCUCAACUUGCUGUCAAAAGAAGGAGAACGACAGAUUCCUUUAAAUGAGCAGUUUCUCACAAAGUGCCCCAGCGCCGAUCUUAAGCCUGGAGAAAUCUUGGUCUCUGUGAACAUCCCCUACUCCAGGAAGUGGGAAUUUGUGUCAGCCUUCCGACAAGCCCAGCGGCAGCAGAACGCUCUUGCGAUAGUCAAUUCAGGAAUGAGAGUCUUUUUUGGAGAAGGAGGUGGCAUCAUUAGAGAGUUAUCCAUUGCAUAUGGAGGGGUUGGUCCAACCACCAUCUGUGCAAAAAAUUCCUGCCAGCAACUCAUCGGAAGGCCCUGGAAUGAAGAGAUGCUGGAUGCAGCCUGCAGGCUGAUUCUGGAUGAAGUCUCCCUUCCGGGCUGGGCUCCGGGUGGAAAGGUGGAGUUCAAGAGGACGCUCGUCAUCAGCUUCUUCUUCAAGUUCUACCUGAAAGUGUCACAGAUCUUGAAGACGAUGGACCCUGUUCGCUAUCCUGGCCUUGCAGACAAGUAUGAGAGUGCUUUAGAAGAUCUUCAUUCCAGAAAUCACUGGGGUACAUCAAAGUACCAGGAUGUAGACCCAAAGCAGCUUCCUCAAGACCCAAUUGGCCGUCCCAUCAUGCAUCUGUCUGGUAUUAAGCAUACCACGGGCGAAGCCAUCUACUGUGACGACAUGCCAGUGCUGGACGGGGAACUUUUCUUGGCUUUUGUAACAAGUUCAAGAGCUCAUGCUGAGAUUGUGUCCAUUGAUCUGUCCGAAGCUCUCAGCCUGCCAGGCGUGGUGGACAUCGUGACCGAGGAAGAUCUUCGUGGCGUAAACUCCUUCUGCCUUUUAAUUGAACCUGAGAAACUUCUGGAGACACAGGAGGUGUCCUGUGUUGGUCAGCUUGUCUGCGCCGUGGUCGCGGAUUCCGAGGUUCAGGCAAAGCGAGCUGCGAAGCGAGUAAAGAUUGUCUACCAGGAUUUGGAGCCCGUGAUCCUAACUAUCGAGGAAGCUAUACGGCACCACUCCUUCUUCCAGGGGGAAAGGAAACUGGAAUAUGGAAAUGUUGAUGAAGCAUUUAAAGUGGUUGAUCAAAUUCUUGAAGGUGAAAUACAUAUGGGAGGUCAAGAACAUUUUUAUAUGGAAACUCAAAGCAUGCUUGCUGUUCCCAAAGGAGAGGAUCAAGAAAUGGAUGUCUACGUGUCCUCACAGUUUCCCAAAUACAUACAGGCUAUAGUGGCUUCAACCUUGAAGGUCCCAGCUAACAAGAUCAUGUGUCAUGUAAAGCGUCUUGGUGGGGCAUUUGGGGGAAAAGUGACCAAAACUGGCAUCUUGGCAGCCAUCACUGCAUUUGCUGCAAACAAACAUGGUCGUCCAGUCCGCUGCAUUCUGGAACGAGGAGAAGACAUGUUAAUAACUGGGGGCCGCCACCCAUACCUUGGCAAGUACAAAGCUGGAUUCAUGAAUGAUGGCAGAAUCUUGGCCCUGGAUGUGGAGCAUUACUGCAAUGGAGGCGCCACCCUGGAUGAGUCGUUAUUUGUGCUAGAAACGGGAGUUCUGAAAGUGGAUAACGCUUACAAGUUUCCAAACCUGCGCUGCCAGGGCUGGGCGUGCAAAACCAACCUUCCAUCCAACACGGCCCUGCGUGGGUUCGGCUUCCCUCAGUCUGGGCUCAUCACCGAAAACUGCAUCACGGAAGUUGCAGCCAAAUGUGGUUUGUCCCCUGAGAAGGUCCGAAUGAUGAACAUGUACAAGGAAAUUGACCAAACACCCUACAAACAAGAGAUUGAUGCCACGAACCUGAUCCAGUGUUGGAAAGAAUGUAUGGCCACGUCUUCCUACUCCCUGAGGAAAGUGGCUGUGGAAAAAUUCAACUCAGAGAAUUACUGGAAGAAGAAAGGGCUGGCCAUGGUUCCCCUGAAGUUUCCUGUUGGAUUUGGCUCAACCGCUGCUUGCCAGGCUGCUGCCCUGGUUCACAUUUAUCUAGAUGGGUCUGUGCUGGUGACUCAUGGGGGAAUUGAAAUGGGGCAAGGAGUCCACACUAAAAUGAUUCAGGUGGCCAGUCGUGAAUUAAGGAUGCCAAUGUCUAAUGUCCACCUGCGUGGAACCAGCACGGAAACUGUUCCUAAUGCAAAUGUCUCUGGAGCGUCCUUGGUGGCGGAUCUCAACGGACUGGCAGUAAAGGAUGCUUGUCAAACUCUUCUAAAACGCCUUGAACCCAUCAUCAGCAAGAAUCCUAAAGGCACGUGGAAGGAUUGGGCGCAGGCUGCUUUUGAUGAAAGCAUUAGUCUCUCAGCGACUGGAUACUUCAGGGGUUAUGAGACACACAUGAACUGGGAGACAGGCGAAGGCCAUCCUUUCGCGUACUUUGUGUUUGGAGCUGCCUGUUCCGAGGUGGAAAUAGACUGCCUGACAGGUGCGCAUAAGAACAUCAGAACAGACAUUGUCAUGGACAUUGGCCACAGUAUAAACCCAGCCCUUGACGUAGGCCAGAUUGAAGGCGCCUUUAUUCAAGGCAUGGGCCUCUAUACAAUCGAGGAGCUGAAGUAUUCUCCUCAGGGAGUUCUGUUCACUCGUGGCCCCGACCAGUAUAAAAUCCCGGCCGUCUCUGACGUCCCCACAGAGCUGCACGUUUCUUUUCUGCCUCCGUCUCAAAACUCAAAUACGCUGUAUUCAUCUAAGGGUCUGGGAGAGCCUGGGGUGUUCCUGGGGUGCUCAGUCUUCUUCGCCAUCCACGACGCGGUGAGAGCAGCACGACAGGAGAGAGGCCUGCUUGGACCCCUGAAGCUCGAUAGUCCACUGACCCCGGAGAAGAUUAGAAUGGCCUGUGAAGAUAAGUUCACAAAAAUGAUUCCAAGAGAUGAACCUGGAUCCUAUGUUCCUUGGAAUAUACCCGUAUGAUUCAGAUACAAACUUCUGGGGAAAUGGGCUGACUCUUCCAACACAGCAAUCUGUCCGGUCUCUGCGCUCUAAAAUGCUAAGUCUGAAAGACGAACUUCACAGUUCAGAAAUCACUUCACAGAGUAUUGCUUUUAUAUGACGCUGAUCUUAAAUGUUCCAUUGAGAUUUUGACAGAUAUGCUUAAGCAAUUUAGAAAUCAUAUUUUAAGUGGCAUGAAUCCUAACUGGUUUUCUCUACAAUGAUAUUUUCCAUUAGUCGGUGCCAUAAAUCCAUCCAGCUGAAUGGAAUAGAAGACGAUGGCUUGUAUGUGAUCUGUAGUUGGCUUGUAUCCACCGACAGAAAUUAUACUGUCUGGUGAAAGGCAAUUUUCUAAAUAAUUGUAUUAUUAGUAUGGCUGUAAAGUUGUCAUUUUCUCAUUUGUGCCCAUCUGCCAUCACCCUCCUUUUCUUGUCAGAGGGGAUCCAGGCACUGGAUCUAAAGAGUCGGUGGAACCAAAGAAAAAAAUAAAUAAAUUGGACUUUAUCAAAACUAA